GUGAAACACAAAUAUGAGCCCAAAAUGUUUAAAAACAAUGAUUUAUCUAAUUAUCAUAUAUUUGACAUUAUUUGCCCAUGUUUACGAUGCGUUCAAAUUUUUUCAGGGAGGACUCAGUUGAUGUGGUGGACAAUAUUCACCGAAGGGUUAGGCGACAAAACAGUGACUCUAAGCCUGAAUCCAGGGAACGAGUCAUAAGUAGUCCGAAGAGGAUUUCCACACGAAAUGAUGUUAAUCUCCGGAAAGACAUAUUGGAGUCCAUAUCCAGUCGCGUGGAAACCGAGUCCAAAGAGUUGACAACAAGAAGGCGAGACAUAUCAUCCUCUGGCGAUCGGAACUCCAAUUCCAAGAAUUCCAGUUUAGCUCAAAAAGAGUCUAAACCAACGGAUACGAGCAGAAGAACCGCCAAAACAACUGAUUUUAAAUGCGGCGGAAGUUUCACAGUCUAUAUCAGCGAAGAGAUAACCAGUCCUUUGUAUCCAUCGAAAUAUCCACCAAAUGUCGACUGCAGAUGGAAUAUAAGCGCACAAAAGGGUCAAACCAUCAAAAUCGAGAUCUUUCGGCUCAACAUCGAGACCAACGAUGCAAACUGCAAGUUUGAUUACCUCGACAUCAAAGGUGUCCGCAGACUGUGCGGCAAAGUCACCGAAUCGGUGAUCCCGGUUAACACGUCUAGUGUGGAACUCCGGUUCCGUUCGGAUGCCAACAACGAGGACUUUGGCUUUCAUCUGAGGAUUGUCACCGAAUCCGUGGACUGUGUCCGAGAGCUCAAUGUCACGAACUUUGUGUUCGUCACGUCUCCUAAAUAUCCCAACAAUUAUGAGGACUCGACUGAUUGCUGGACAUUAAUCCGCGCCGAGAGAGACACCACUUUGACCAUCACUUUCGAGACACUUCUCUUAGAGCACGACAGUCACUGCGCCUACGAUUAUCUCGAAGUCUUUGACUCGUCGACAGCCAAUAAAUCGUUGGGUAAGUUCUGCGAAAAGCCAGAGGGGGUCACCUUCUCGAUGAUAUCCUCGGGAAAUGUGAUACUUCUUCACUUCCAUUCGGACCAAUUACUCAAUAAUAAGGGCUUUCGGGCCGAAGUGUCCACAUCUAAGUCCGCAAACAGUAAUUUUGGCUGUAAUUGGAAAGUCAAUUGGAGUAAUAUGACCCUCGAUAGUCCCAAUUUCCCCGAUAAUUAUCUGCCAAAUCUGAACUGUGAAAUGUCUAUAUCUUCGCCAUCUGAUGAUGAAAGAGUGGUCAUAGUGUUUGAUUGGAUCCAUUUGGAGGCGGGAUCUAAGUGUGAGAACAACGACAGACUCGAGAUAUGGGAGGACGAGAGGGCGGCCACUCGUGUCAUAUGCGGCCGUUAUUCACAACCAUUCAAAUAUGUGGCCAAAAACAGGACAAUUAAACUGAAGUUUAUUUCCGACAACUUCGCUGAGUUUCCCGGAUUUACAUCGAGACUCACUUAUCUGAACGAACGAAACCCUGAGUCCCGGACCAUCACCUCAAAGUUUAUUUCCGACAACUUCGCUGAGUUUCCCGGAUUUACAUCGAGACUGACUUAUCUGAACGAACGAAACCCUGAGUCCCGGACCAUCACCUCAAAGGUGUUCCGAACGCCAGAAAAUGCAACCGUUAUUAUCGGUUCCACUCAUGUCUUGCAUUGCGAGCCACUGACCAACGAUCCCAUCACUUGGUUCAAGAAUGACAAACAAAUCACAACUGGUAUCGCACCCAAUGGCAAGACGCUCAUCAUAAAGGAGUUCACGACCGCAUCGGAGGGCAGAUAUAUCUGUAAAUUUGGCAAAGAGUACAGAGAGGGGUGGCUGAGCGCCAGGAAAACUACCUGUCCGUCAGUUAUAUUCCGGAAGCGACCCAAAGACCAGAGUGUGAGCGAAGGAGACUUCGUGGUCCUCGAGUGCAAUGUCGUCGACUCGAGGAAUGCCGUCAAAUGGGAAAAGGAUGGCCGAAGUCUGGCCAACAUAUCGCGAGUGAAUCAGUUACACAACGGCUAUCUAUUGCUGGAUCCGGCGAUGAGCGAGGAUUCGGGCAUUUAUUACUGUAUAGCAAACCCCGACUCAGCCGACUGUGCCGUCAAGUCAGGCGCCAGAGUUAGUGUCAACCGACGGGUUAAUGUCAACAAUAUUUGCGGUAUUUCUCACUCAAACCAACCAAACCCUGACGUCUCGAAGAUUAUCGGCGGAACGGAAGCCACGAAAGCCGCCUUUCCCUGGCACGUCAUGUUCUGGGACUACAGACGGAAGGCCUUUUGCGGUGGUCCCUGGCACGUCAUGUUCUGGGACUACAGACGGAAGGCCUUUUGCGGUGGUGUCAACUCUGAAUUGCAGGCACUUCUGAACGAGCGAUGGGUGGUAACGGCGGCCCAUUGUUUCGAGACGGGCUCGGAGUCAGCGAUUGAAGUAAAACUCGGAAAAUUCGACCAAACGGUGAUCGAAGAGACGGAAUUUGUGGCUAAAAUCGCGGAAGUGAUUCGUCACCCGGACUUCAGUCGCGACACUUUCGACAACGACAUAGCGUUGGUGCGACUGUCGCAACACAUCUCAUUCACGCCAAGCAUUGUCCCCAUUUGUCUCGUCGACAAACGCGAGCGCCGGGCGACCGACGAGUUCUUCUUGAAGCCCAACAGCGCCCUACGCAUCGGACACGUGACCGGUUGGGGCCAACUCAAGGAGAACGGCCCUCAGCCCCGAUUCCUACAGGAACUACGGGUGCCGAUCGUCGAAGAAGGCAAAUGCCGGUCAUCGACGGCCUUCAAAGUGACGGCUAAUAUGUUUUGCGCGGGUUAUGGGAAGGAGGUGUUGGGCGACGCCUGUAAGGGCGACUCCGGCGGCCCUUUCGUCGUGCCGUAUAAGUCGCGAUGGAUUAUGUUAGGCGUCGUGUCGUGGGGGGAGGGGUGCGGCCGGAGCGGCAAAUUUGGUUUCUAUACUAAAGUUAACAACUAUUUGGAUUGGAUUAACGCUAUCAUCAAAUUGUGA
Oppiella nova is the source of this 2987-nucleotide messenger RNA. The record is from the annotation of a GenBank genome assembly. Lineage: Eukaryota; Metazoa; Arthropoda; Arachnida; Sarcoptiformes; Oppiidae.